This is a messenger RNA of Glycine soja, 2165 nucleotides long. RefSeq names its product pentatricopeptide repeat-containing protein At3g25210, mitochondrial-like. The record is from RefSeq and is a predicted model, not a curated record. Bases 125 to 1252 code for a protein of 375 amino acids. NCBI's taxonomy places the organism in Eukaryota, Viridiplantae, Streptophyta, Magnoliopsida, Fabales, Fabaceae. Gene Ontology annotation, molecular function: protein binding. The transcript has a single exon.
ACCCCCCCCCACCACCACUAGUUAGGGUUUAUUUGAAUUUCGAGUGCCAUUGGUGAUCUAGUGAGAAUGGUCUUCCUCAGUUUCGCCCCAAAUCCCAACCCUUCCCAUUCCUUCCCCUGACGAAAUGGCCACCAUCCUCAGACGCUUCUUCACCAUCCGUUCCGUCUCCGCCUAUUCCCUCACCCCAUUCACGCGUACACAGCCCUCUCUCCCCCUCACGCGCCCCCUCCUCCUCCACGCGCGCCCUUCCUCAUCCUCCACCUCACCCUCCAGAACCCCAUCGGAGAAACAAUUCGAGACAUGGGUCCAGGCCCUCAAGCCGGGCUUCACCCCCUCCGACGUGGCCCAGGCCCUCCAGGCCCAGUCCGACCCAGACCUCGCCCUCGACAUCUUCCGCUGGACCGCGCAGCAGCGCAACUACAAGCACACCCACCACACCUACCUCAUAGUCAUCAAACACCUCAUCGCCGGCCGCCGCUACCACCACGCCGAAACCCUAAUCGAGGAAGUCAUCGCCGGCGCUAUCGAUGAUGCCUCCAUCCCACUCUACAACUCCAUCAUCCGCUUUUGCUGCGGCCGCAAAUUCCUUUUCAACCGCGCCUUCGACGUCUACAAGAAAAUGCUCAAUUCCAACGACUGUAAACCUAACCUGGAAACCUAUUCGCUUUUGUUCAAUUCGCUUCUCAGAAGGUUCAAUAAGUUGAAUGUGUGUUAUGUGUAUCUGCACGCGGUUAGGUCUUUGACUAAACAAAUGAAGGCUUCCGGUGUUAUUCCUGAUACUUUCGUGGUGAACAUGAUAAUCAAGGCUUAUGCCAAGUGCUUGGAGGUUGAUGAGGCGAUUCGGGUUUUUCGUGAAAUGGGGUUGUAUGGCUGUGAGCCUAAUGCUUAUAGUUUUGGCUACAUUGCCAAGGGGUUGUGUGAGAAAGGGAGGGUGGAUCAGGGGUUGGGGUUUUAUAGGGAGAUGAGAGAAAAGGGUUUUGUGCCUAGUACUAGUACUUUUGUGAUCAUUGUUUGUAGUCUCGCAAUGGAGCGAAGGUUGGAGGAUGCGAUCGAGCUUUUGUUUGAUAUGUUGGGGCAGUCUAGGUCCCCUGAUCAUCUCACUUACAAGACUGUCUUGGAAGGGCUGUGUCGCGAGGGAAGGGUCGAUGAAGCGUUUGAGCUGCUUGAUGAAUGCAAGAAGAGGGAUGUUUCCAUGGGUGAGAAGACGUACAAGAGUUUGUUGAAUGACUUGUAUGUUAUAUGCCGCGAGUAGAUGCUGUUGUGCUAAACUGCUAAUGCAUUUGCUUGAAGAUGCACCAGACGUUUCUUUUGUUUGAGUGGAACUCUGUUAUUCUCCUGCUUUGCAGAGCCUGAUAUUAGAUGGCAGAUUCUUUUGAAUGAGUGCUAAAUGCAGAUAAGUAAGCAUCUUGCAUGGAGAAUUGCUCUCGAACUUCUUUUGGAUAGAUAAAUAUGGGGGAUUCUGAGUUCUAUUAAACAUAUGAUAUACUAUAUAAGACAGAUGAUUCUUUUGAAUGAUGCUAAAUGCAGAUAAAUAGAGGCAUCUUGCUAGGAGAAUUGUUCUGAAAUUCUUUUGGACUAAUUUAACUUGCGAUGUGAAUGGAGGGGGCACCAGAUUAGGUGUUAACUCUCUAAUACUGAUAUUGAUCAUAUGGUGGCAAAAGGUCUCCUUUUCUGCUGAAAUGCAGCAUCUUUCUACCAAAAAUAAGAACAUGUUGUAUGGAGCAGACCACAACUUUGUAGGGCCAGAUGAUACUUCAGCUGGAGCAAAUGCUGGUGUGCAAUUUCCACCUAAUGUUAUCGUGAUGCAACAUUGCAGAAGUUGUCUGUGCAAACAACCAAAGCUACCUAAUAUUCAGCUGAUUGUUCUUCUUUUUGGCUUCUUGCCCCUAGUCCAUUUGUUUGCUCCAUGAAUUCAUUUGAAAUAAAGGUUAGCCGAAAGUUUUGCAGUCGCUAGCAUUUGUCUUUUUGUUUGUAUUACAUCAAUUUUUCUUUUAUCUCUAAUCUCCUCCAUGGUUUGGAAUAUCCCAACUUGUCUUGCUGGCAUAAGAGGGAGAGUUACAUUGUGUAAGAUCUUGUAUAUUCUGGAUAAAACAUAAUUACUCAAUGUGUACACGAUGGUGAUCAUAUUUACUAAUGCAGUUGUGUUUCUCUUUACAAUAUGUUUA